Cuscuta epithymum is the source of this 6706-nucleotide messenger RNA. The record is from the annotation of a GenBank genome assembly. Lineage: Eukaryota; Viridiplantae; Streptophyta; Magnoliopsida; Solanales; Convolvulaceae.
UAUCGAUCUUCUUUAAACAAUAAUUGACUGAUCAAAAAGCCAUACGGCUGAAAUCAAAGCGUAACUUCCCGAACUCCUAUAUAUGCAUAAUACAUCCACCCUAUACUUAGACGUACAAGGAAAACAAAAACAAAAAGAAAUCGGAACAACACGAUUAUUUACUGCCUCCAUAGAAAGAGAGGAAAAGAGAGAGGAAAGAAAGAACAAACGCCGGAAGACCGGAGCCAGGCCGCCGGACUGAUUUCCACCCCGGAAAUAGAACGGAUGGAAACUAAGAAACGUUGCUGCUAUCACCAGAGAAAAGACCGCCACUACUGCAGAGGAGAAGCCGGAGUUGUUGCCGUACUGUUUUUGCCACCUCCGGAGUGACUCACUGGCCGUUCCGUCAACACCGCCGGUGGGAAGGAAUUGCGUGCAGGAAGUUCCGCGCCAUCGGGCACUGCGUACAGAGGAGUAACGUCGCUGAAAGGAGAAGUCCGGUUGAAGUUCGCCGUCGCCGUCGCCGGAGAAGACGACUAACGAAUCAAGGUGAUUUUGGUGAAAAUCGAGGUAAAAGCUUCGGUUAGAAGUUAUCGUGAUUCGAGGUAAUGAUGCUUAUGUGGAUUGAUGAUUUGCAUGGUCUUGAGAGCGGUUGAGAUAUGCCUUAGUCAAACCUAGUCAAGAAUUAUUAUUUAAUUAUGUUAAACACUUGUUUUACUUUGUUUAGUUUGGUGAUUGCCUGUGCAUUCGGUUAAGAGAUGACCGGAUGUGGCGGUAACACCCAUUCCCCAAUUAAUGUUAUUUCCGCUGCAAAACUUUUUAUCUGUUUUGAAAGAGUAAAUCAAGUUUACGCUCAAUAAAUCUAUUAUUUGAAGUAUUAUUUUGGGAGGGAAAAUGGGGGUGUUACAAUAUGAAUGCAAGAACUCUCAUCAUGUUAAGGAAGAGGCACAUCUCAUGGAGAUGAAUAACGAGGUAGAACUUACCUUGUUGAUGGCAAAUCAUGAAGAACAAACAAAGAAGAGCACAUGGUAUUUAGACACUGGAGCUAGCAACCACAUGACGGGGAGAUAAGAGCUUGUUCGUAAAGGUGGAACAAACUCAAGGUCAUGUUACCUUUGGAGAUGAAUCAAAAGUCGUGGUGAAUGGUAAAGGUAACGUUCUAAUCCGCCUAAAUGAUGGAAGUCACCAAUUCAUUUCUGAUGUUUACUAUGUGCCCAACUUAAAAACAAAGUAUGGGACAACUCCUAGAAAAGGACUAUGAUAUUCACAUAAAGAAUCGUAGUCUUUCUCUACGAGACAAUAAUGGGAGACUAGUUGCUAAAGUGCCGAUGACUAGAAACCGGAUGUUCUUGCUUGAUAUUCAAAGAGAUCAAGCCAUAUGCUUGAAAAGUUGCUUGAAAGACGAGUCAUGGAUUUGGCAAUUAAGAUAUGGGCACUUAAACUUUGGUGGCUUGAAAAUGCUAUCGUCCAAAGGCAUGGUGAAAGGUUUGCCCUUCAUCAAUCAUCCCGAUCAGCUAUGCGAAGGAUGCCUACUUAGGAAGCAAUCAAGGAAACCAUUCCCUAAAGAAGUUACCUCAAGAGCUAAGGAGCCAUUGGAGUUAAUCCAUACCGACUUAUGCGGUCCUAUUACUCCAUGUUAUCAUGGUAAAAGUAAGUACUUUCUCACUUUCAUCGAUGAUUACUCAAGGAAAAUAUGGGUAUAUUUUCUUAAACAAAAAUCAGAGGCUUUUGAAACAUUCAAGAAAUUUAAAGCUCUUAUUGAGAAAGAAAGUGGGUACGUUAUUAAAGCCAUGAGAUCAGAUCGGGGUGGAGAGUUCACAUCAAAGGAGUUCAAUCAAUUUUGUGAAGAUAACGGCAUCCGCCGUCCCAUGACUGUCCCACGCACACCACAACAAAAUGGUGUUGCCGAAAGAAAGAAUAGGACUAUCCUCAACAUGGCCCGAAGCAUGCUAAAGACGAAGAAUAUGCCUAAAGAAUUUUGGGCUGAAGCUGGUGACUGUGCCGUCUAUCUUCAAAAUCGCUGCCCCACGAAGAGUCUAGAUGGAAUAACUCCACAAGAAGCAUGGCAUGGAGGUAAACCCGGAGUCUCGCACUUGAAAGUAUUUGGAUGCAUUGCAUAUGCUCAUGUUCCUGAUCAGACUAGAUCAAAACUCGAUGACAAGAGCGAGAAGUUCAUAUUCAUUGGAUAUGACAAACACUCAAAAGGGUACAAACUCUACAAUCCGGAUUCGAAGAAGCUUAUAAUAAGUCGUGAUGUGGAGUUUGAUGAAGAAGGUUCAUGGAAUUGGAGCAUUGGCGACAAAGAAGAUUAUAGCCUCUUACCAUCCAUGGAAUGUGAAGAAGAAGUUGAAGAGAAUAAUGAAAAUAUAACUCCUCCACCAUCUCCCACUCAAGCUCAAUCUUCGCCACCAAGUUCAGAUGAAAGAGAAGUACCACGCAUGAGAAGCAUUGAAGAGAUUUACGAGGUAACACAAAACCUAAACUCAAAUGAUGAAUUUACACUCUUUUGUCUAUUUGGUGAUUGCGAGCCACUAUGUUUUGAAGAAGCCACAAGAAACAAGAAGUGGAGAGAUGUAAUGGAUGAUGAGAUUAAGUCCAUUGUGAAGAACAAAACAUGGGAGCUAGCCACACUUCAAUCAAAUCAUAAAGCAAUUGGAGUGAAGUGGGUAUUUAAGAUCAAGAAAAAUGCAAAAGGGGAGGUUGAGAAGUACAAAGCAAGACUAGUGGCCAAAGGCUACGCCCAAAGACAUGGCAUUGAUUAUGAAGAAGUAUUUGCGCCCGUUGCUAGAUUGGAAACAAUAAGAUUGGUAAUUGCACUCACGGCUCACAACAAGUGGAAGAUACAUCAAAUGGAUGUCAAGUCCGCAUUCUUAAAUGGGUUCCUAGAAGAAGAAGUCUACAUUGAGCAACCCGAAGGUUACAAAGUCAAAGGGCAAGAAGAUAAAGUGUUGAGGCUAAGAAAGGCUCUUUAUGGGCUUAAACAAGCACCAAGAGCUUGAAAUAGUAGAAUUGACCAGUACUUCCAAGCUAAUGGAUUCGUGAAGUGUCCACAAGAACAUGCACUAUAUGUAAAGAAAAAUCGUCAAGGAGACAUAUUGCUCGUGUGCAUAUACGUGGACGAUCUCAUCUUUACAGGUAAUAAUAUGACGAUGUUCGAUGAGUUUAAACAAGUCAUGACAAGGGAGUUCGAGAUGACUGACAUUGGGCUUAUGAGUUACUAUCUUGGCAUCGAGGUGAAGCAAAUGGAUGAUGGUAUAUUCAUCACUCAAGAAGGAUACGCGAGAGAAGUACUCAAGAAGUUCAACAUGGAGGACUCCAAACCUGUAAGUACACCUGUCGAAAGUGGAUUAAAGUUAUCAAGGUAUGAUAAAGAAAAAUUGAUUGAUCCAACCUACUUUAAGAGUCUUGUGGGGAGCCUAAGAUACUUAACAUGUACAAGACCAGAUAUUCUCUUUGGUGUUGGACUUGUUAGUCGAUUCAUGGAGGCCCCUACAACAACUCAUUUGAAGGCGGCAAAAAGGAUUUUGCGAUAUCUCAAAGGCACCGCCGAAUAUGGGUUGUUUUACUCUUCAUCUGAUGAGUUUAAGCUGGUUGGAUAUUGCGAUAGUGAUUGGGGUGGAGAUAUCGAUGACCGCAAGAGCACAACUGGGUUUGUGUUUUACCUGGGAAACACCGCUUUCACAUGGGUUUCAAAGAAGCAAUCGAUAGUCACUCUGUCCACUUGUGAAGCCGAGUACGUUGCAGCAACAUCAAGUGUUUGUCAUGCAAUUUGGCUCAGGUAAAUAUUGCAAGCUCUCGGCAUGUCUCAAGAAGAAGCAACAACAAUAUUCGUGGACAACAAGUCAGCUAUCGCAUUAGCAAAGAAUCCAGUGUUUCAUGAUCGAAGUAAGCACAUAGACACUCGAUAUCAUUUCAUACGGGGAAAGAUAGCGAAGAAGGAAGUUCAAGUAGAGUAUGUGAAGACUCAAGACCAAGUCGCUGAUAUUCUCACAAAGCCACUCAAGCAGGAUGUCUUUGCAAAGAUGCGGGAUCUACUUGGUGUGCUAAGUCAAGUUUAAGAGGGGAUGUUAGAAAUUAAACUUGGCUUAGCCCAAUAAUUGGGUCCAUUAGAAGUUAACUUAUUGGGCUAAUAGUUGUAUGAGAAAUAAUAAAUUAGUUAGCCCAUAAGUUAGAGUAGUAAAGAAAGAUCUAGAGUACUCUUUAGUUAAUGUACUUAUUAAAUAAUUCUAGAAUAUUCCUAAGCUAGAAUUCUAUAGAAUAUUGUAGAAUCUUAAGGAAAUAGGAGUGCCUAGAAGGAUCCUAUGAGACCUAUAAAUAGAGCACUCCUCACUCAUUUGUAAAACAAGCCAAAGCUCCAAAUCAAUAAAAGUUUCAAGUUCUUCCAAAAUCAUCUCUCUCUAAAAUUCUCUCUUCCACACACAAUCACCUAAAUACAAUACUCAUAAACUCCUUUAUUCCAACAGAGUCACGAAGAUAUGUUCAUACACCUCAACAUAUACAGUACUACUUUCACUUUCACUGAGUAGUACUAAUUCUAGAAUACCACUGUUAAAUAUGAGAAUAACUUAGUCGUUGUUUAUUUCACAAUUGAACACACGAGAAUAAUUGUAGUAAAUGUGAUUUCAAUGGGUUCCCUAUGCAAAAAUACGACAUUCACGACUCAAGUCCAAAAUCAGACCAAUAUACUAUUUAAGUGAGUACAUGUAGGAAACUAUAGUAACAGAUUAGUCCUCGUAGGGAUAUAUAUUUCGAGCAGGUAUCCCAUAAAUGUACAUCAUAAUGUGUACAUUAUGGAUACUUCAUCUUGUGUCAUAUUCUUGAGAUAGUAAUGGGAGACAUAAUGGUCACAAGAUGUGUGACAAAAUGUGAUAUACUCAAUGUGAUUAAACACUUGACGCACAGGUCAAUUACUAUGUCCUUAUAGUUUAAUUAUCAAUGCAUAAUAUAGAUAAUUGAUUGAGACUUUUAUUUUUAACAAGUCUUACAUUAAUUUAGUGUAUAUAAUGUACAAAUAAUAUGUCUUUGAUUAAAUGGACUAAUAUGUCAAAUGGAGAAACAAUUAGGACAUUGUAUAUUCGGUUAAUAAUGGAGUAAUUAACCUAUCACUAGUACAUUAUAUCACAUAUAUAGUGCACUGGAGAAAUAUGCACUUCAUAUUUUGUAAUAUGAAGUACAUCACCCAUGUGAUUUAUGGGUUUUAAGUGGAUUAUGUAUAGUGAUAGGUAUACGAUUAUAGAACUUCCAUUUCAAACAUCUACAACAAUGUACUCAUGAAUAGUACACAAUGUUGGGACACUUGAUUUAUCCGUGGAUACAUGUUACCCUAUGUUUGACUAGUAUACUAAUUGUACAUAGUGGUAACUUAAUUACUCAUGUGAUGAUAUGCAACUAUAGUAUAGACAAUUAUGUUAUAAUUGUAUAUUAUGUAUAUUAACAUCAGUGUUUACUAAUAUUUAUGUGUUAAUCGAAAUUAUGUACAAGUUUAAAACUAUCAGAUUGUUACGUGAGUCAACUCGGUAGAAAUAUCAAUUAGACUUGAAUGAUAUAUGUACGAUAGACUAAUGUAAUCACUUAAACUCACUAUGGGCUGGUUUGCAACUACUUUUAAAAAAUCACUUCUCAGCUUUUGACUUUAAAAAGCACUUAUUUUUCCAAACAUUACAUUGGAACAAAUGGAACAAAUGAUUUUUCCAAACAUCAAGUCUGUUCCCAUUCUGAUGUGUAAUCUGGAAAAAAUAAUGCCACCAUCGUUUUUCGAUACAAUGGAACAUCUCAUUAUACAUCUUCCGUAUGAGGCUUUGACUGCUGGGCCCGUCUUCUAUCGGUGGAUGUACAGAUUUGAAAGAUUUCUAGGAGAGCUGAAAAAGAAAGUGACCAACAAGGCACACGUUGAGGCUUCAAUUUGUCAAGCGUAUCUUCAACAAGAAAUCUCAACGUUCUCGUCUUUUUACUUCGAGCGUGAAGUCAUCACCAGAAGGAAGAGACCUGCCCGGAACGAUGAUAUUGGCGAGGAUUUAUAUGAAAAUGUAGUUUCCAUCUUCAAUUACCCAGGCAGAGGUAAAGGUGCUGCGACACAACGAUACAUCCUGGGUGGGGAAUUGCAAAUUGCGCAUACUUAUAUCCUCAUGAAUUGUCCAGAAAUCUCACCGUUUUAUCAUGAAUUCCGAGCUUCUUUAUCAGCCUUUCCUGAGAAUGAAAUAGAUGCGUUGGUGGACUCUGAUUUUGUAAAUUGGUACAAGUAUCAGAUCAAUAGUCGUGGGAUUGUCGACCCUUUGUUAGUAUCAUUAGCGUGGGGCCCAGGUGCCAGUGCCAAAGUGUGGCGGCAAUAUGUGAUAAACGGUUACACAUAUCACACAGCCGAUUACGGAGAGGGCCGACCAACAACGAACAGCGGGUUAUGUGUCCCGACCAUCGGUUAUGAUAACUCGGAAACCAGUUUUUUUGGUGUCCUGCAGGAGAUUCUGGAACUUGAGAUGCCUUCUUGUGCGAAAAAAUUGACAUGCGUUCUGUUCCGUUGCACAUGGGUCGACCCCACACGUGGCGUGCGCAAAAAUCCGAAGUAUAAUAUGAUUGACGUCAACCUCUCUCGUGUGUACCCAAAAAAUGAGCCUUUCAUACUCGCCCAACAAGCAGCGCAGAUUUAUUAUGCAGAAUAUCCUUCAACAAGGCGGACACAGAAUCCUUGGGUGUGUGCAUGUCCUGUCCGUCCGAACAAAAUAAAAUCACA